Messenger RNA from Penicillium olsonii, 1053 nucleotides. The record is from the annotation of a GenBank genome assembly. NCBI's taxonomy places the organism in Eukaryota, Fungi, Ascomycota, Eurotiomycetes, Eurotiales, Aspergillaceae.
AUGGCCACACCAAAUAUCCCCAAUCGGAUGAUUCUCGUCAGUGUGCCUCGCACAGCCUCCAACCUUCUCCUGAAAGUCUUGAACAUCCCCAAACAACCAAACCUGCUCACCAGCCCCAAAGGCGGCUACUUCUUCUACGAUGCAUUCAUGACAGCCGGCAAAGACGGCCGUCUCAACAAAGCCAUCUCAGAAUGGACCACAGAAGAGAAAACCGAAGUCCGCGAAGCCUUCCAACACGCCAUCACAGAUCUGGAAGAAUAUAGCGCGCGAGCACGCGCAGAGAACAAAAUCAUGUUCGCGAAAGAACACGCCUUCUGGUUCCUGAAUCCAGGCUUCUUCUCGAACAUGACGCACGGCGCCAUCUCAGACGAAGACCUCAAGACUUUCCAAGUCACUGUUCCGGAAGAGUAUGGGCCCACCAAGACAUUCUCUCAAAAUAACAGCACCGUCCUACCGGAUGAGUACCUGCGCACAUGGCAGCUGGCUUUCAUCAUUCGACACCCCGCCCUGGCAUGGCCAUCGCUGUACCGCGCCAUGCAGAAGAUGUGCCAAGCGGGCUUUUUGGAAGACGACGAUGCAAAGGGCAUGAGUCUCACGAAUAUGAGUAUGCAGUGGACGCGCAGACUUUUCGACUGGUGUCUCGAACAGCCAGAUGCACCUGUUACUCCGCUAGUUAUUGACGCCAAUGAUGUGAUUCAUAAUCCUGGUGCCGUGAUUAAAUUCUGUGAGCGUACUGGACUGGAUACUGCAUCGAUGCAGUUCGAGUGGGAUGGUGGAGAGAAGAAGUCUGAGAAGUGGACUCCGGACCGUGCGAGCGAGAAUAACCCCGCUGAGCUGGCGAGACAGCAGAAGGCUGCUUCGAUUAUGCUUUCGACGCUGGAGGGCUCGACGGGUAUUAAUAAGGAUAAGGCGCCGGAGUCUCUUGAUAUUGAUGCCGAGGUUGCCAAGUGGAAGGUCGAGUUUGGCGAGGAGAUUGCUGCCUUGUUGGAGAAGGCGACGAGGGAUGCUAUGCCUGAUUAUGAGUAUCUCAAGGCCAACCGGGUUACGGCAUAG